This is a messenger RNA of Merops nubicus (carmine bee-eater), 1697 nucleotides long. RefSeq names its product solute carrier family 12, member 9 (gene SLC12A9). Gene Ontology annotation, cellular component: membrane. The transcript is spliced from 12 exons. The annotation marks the transcript as partial. Gene Ontology annotation, molecular function: potassium:chloride symporter activity. The record is from RefSeq and is a predicted model, not a curated record. Gene Ontology annotation, biological process: potassium ion import across plasma membrane; chloride transmembrane transport; cell volume homeostasis. Lineage: Eukaryota; Metazoa; Chordata; Aves; Coraciiformes; Meropidae.
GGUUCGUGGUGGGCCACGCCGGGCUGUACCAAGCCCUGGCCAUGUUCGCGGUGGCAUACUUCAUCAUCGGCAUGACGGUGCUGUCCGUGUGUGCCAUCGCCACCAACGGCGCGCUGGAUGCCGGAGGAGCUUACUAUAUGAUCAGCCGUGCCUUGGGCCCGGAGUUUGGGGGCAGCAUCGGGAUCAUGUUCUUCCUGGCCAACGUGUGUGGCAGUGCCCUCUACGUGCUGGGGCUGGUGGAGGCGGUGGUGGACAGCUUUGGGAUCCCACCUGGGCAAAAAACAGGCACAGGUGUCCAUGUCCUGCCCCAGAGCUACUGGUACGAGCUGCUCUACGGCACCAUCCUGCUGGCCCUCUGCCUCCUCGUGUGCCUCGUGGGUGCCUCCAUCUAUGCCAAGGCUACCUUCCUCAUCUUCCUCGUUGUCGUGGGUGUCCUAGGCACCAUCCUCAUCAGUUUCUUCGCCACACGGCCCAUCGGGGUGACCAUUCACCUGCCCCACUUAAAUGGCUCUGAGACAGAGAACGGCUCCUUCACCGGCUUCUCCCUUGCCACCCUGCGGAAAAACCUGGGGGGUGGGUAUGGGGUGGACUACACCACUGGGCAGAUGAUGAGCUUCAGCUCCGUCUUUGCAGUGAUGUUCAAUGGUUGCACCGGCAUCAUGGCAGGCUCCAAUAUGUCAGGGGACCUGAAGCGCCCGAGCUACUCCAUCCCCCGGGGCACCAUCUCUGCUGUGCUCUUCACCUACCUCGUCUACAACCUGCUGGCUUUCCUCAUGUGUGCCACGUGCAAUAGGAUUCUCUUGCAGAAAGACUAUGGCUUUCUGCGUGACAUCAGUAUCUUCCCACCCCUGGUCACUGUGGGCAUCUAUGCUGCCACCCUCUCUGCUGCCAUGAGCAACCUUAUCGGGGCAUCCCGCAUCCUCUACGCCCUAGCCCGGGAUGAUCUCUUUGGCCGAGCACUGGCGCUGGCCAAGAAGACCUCUGCCAGUGGGAACCCAGUGAUGGCAGUGAUCCUCUCCUGGCUGGUGGUGCAGCUGGUGCUCUUCUCUGGGAAGCUCAACACCAUUGCAGGAGUAGUGACCACCUUCUUCCUCCUGGUUUACGCCACCGUCAACCUGGCUUGCCUGGCACUGGAGUGGGCAUCGGCCCCCAACUUCAGGCCCACCUUCCGGUACUUCACCUGGCACACGUGCUUGCUGGGCAUCACGGGCUGCUGCGUCAUGAUGUUCCUCAUCAGCCCCGUGUCGGCCUCGGCAAGCCUGGGCUUCCUCCUCCUCCUCCUCCUCGCCCUCCACUACCUCUCACCCAGCAGCACAUGGGGCUACAUCAGCCAGGCCCUCAUCUUCCACCAGGUGCGGAAGUACCUGCUGAUGCUGGACGUGCGGAAGGACCACGUCAAGUUCUGGCGCCCACAGAUGCUGCUGAUGGUGCAGAACCCGCGGGGCAGCACCCGCCUGAUCGACUUUGUCAAUGACCUCAAGAAAAGUGGCCUCUACGUCCUGGGCCACGUCGAGCUGCAGGACUUGGAUGCGUUGCCCUCGGACCCACUGCAGCCCCAGCAGGACUCGUGGCUGAGCUUGGUGGACAAGCUGAAUGUCAAGGCCUUUGUCAGCCUCACCCUUGCGCCCUCAGUGCGGCACGGUGUCCGGCAGCUCCUCUUCACCUCUGGCCUUGGUGGGAUGCGCCCCAACACCCUG